ACACCUCGUCGCGAGCUCGCCAUUGCCACUGCCCAUUGCUCUGCUCGCUGCUCCAUCGCCGGCGCCAUGUCGAUCCGCAAGGCGCUGGGCGCCGUCAAGGACCAGACCUCCAUCGGCAUCGCCAAGGUCUCCGCCGCCAUCGCGCCGGAGCUUGACGUCGCCAUCGUCCGCGCGACGUCGCACGAGGACGCCCCCGCGGAGGACCGCCAUGUCCGCGAGGUGGUCACCCUCACCGCGCACUCCCGCCCCUACACCGCCGCCUGCGCCGCCUCCCUCUCGCGCCGCCUCUCCAGGACGCGCGACUACGUCGUCGCCGCCAAGUGCCUCGCGCUCGCCCACCGCCUCGUCGCCGACGGCGACCCGCACUUCCGCCACGAGCUCGUCCGCCCCGCGGGCCGCCGCGGCGAGCCGAUGCUCGCGCUCCUCGCCGAGUUCCGCGACGAAGCGCACUCCGCGUCGUGGGACCACUCCGCCUUCGUCCGCGCCUACGCGCUCUACCUCGACCACCGCGCCCGCUUCCUCAUAUCCCUCCUCCCCGCGCCGCGCACCGUGCGCUUCGCCGACGAGACGGGAUCGCCGCCGCGGGGGUCGACGGCGGCGACGGUGCAAGAGAUGGACACCGAGGCGCUCCUGGGCCGGGCGCUGCAGCUCCGCCAGCUGCUCGACCGCGUCCUCGCGUGCCGCCCAUCCGGCGGCGCGAGGCAAAGCCGCGUCGUGCUCGCCACGCUCUACCCGGUGGUCAAGGAGAGCACGCAGCUCUGCUCCGACGUCGCCGUCGUGCUCGCCGUCCUCCUUGACCGCUUCUUCGACAUGGACUACCCCGACUGCGUCAAGGUCUUCGAGGCACACGUCAGCACCGCCAAGCAAACCGACGACCUCCUCGCCUUCUACGGCUGGUGCGACGACGUCCGCCUCGCCCGCCCGGCCGACUUCGCCGACGUCAAGCGCAUCGACGACAAGCUCCUCGAGACGCUCGAGCAGUUCGUGCGAGAGCGCGGCAGGGCGGGUCACAGCUCGCCGCCUCCAUGGCAGCAGCAGCAGCAGCAAACUGCCCAGAGCGACGAGCUCGACAUGAACGGCAUCAAGGCGCUCCCGGCGCCGGAGCAUCACGCCGCUGAGCCAUCGCGAUCGGCGCCGGAGAAAGUUGCACCAGAACAAAUGGCGCCGCCGCCGCCGCCGCCGCAGACUGGCGACCUCGUCGACCUCAGGGAACCCGUGGUGGAAGACGAGCAGGAGAACAAGCUCGCGCUGGCGCUCUUCUCCGGCACGGAGAACGGCGGGUGGGUGGCCUUCCCGUCGGACGACGCGGCCGAGGUGACGUCGGCGUGGCAGACGCCGGCGGCGGAGGCCGGCAAGGCGGAGUGGGAGCUCGCCCUGGUGGAGACGGCGAGCAAGCUGUCGCGGCAGAAGGCGUCCAUGGGCGGCGGGCUGGACCCGCUGCUGCUGCACGGGAUGUACGACCAGGGCGCCGUCCGGCAGCAGGUGGGCGCGCACGAGGCGGCGACGGGGAGCGCGAGCAGCGUGGCGGCGCCGCGCCGCGCGCCCGUGCUGGCGCUGCCGGCGCCCGACGGCACGGCGCGAACCACCGGCGGCGACCCGUUCGCAGCGUCGAUGGGCGUGCCGCCGCCGGCGUACGUGCAGAUGGCGGAGAUGGAGAGGAAGCAGCAGCUGCUGGUGCAGGAGCAGCAGAUGUGGGCGCAGUACAGGCAGGGCGGCAUGCAGGGUCAGGUCGCCAUGGACAGGCUCGCCGCCGGCGCCAUGCCGGUGCAGUACGGGAUGCCCAUGGCGUCGGCGUACGGUGGCUACUACUGAGCAAGAUGGCAUGAUCCGCGCGCCAUUGAUGAGAGUUCAAGUUCGAUCAAGUUGUGAAUAAGAAGUAGUAAUCCGCUCUUGCGAGAUUGAUUGGGUUUGAUUGAUUCGUAAAGAGAAGCGAUGAGCGCUUGUAUACGUAUACUACGUUUGCGAUCGAUUAUACAGUGUACAUGAAAACAUUACUGAUAAAAGAUUCAGUUUUGAUUAUCGAGUUCGAUCGCGUUCGCGAUUUGCAUUCUCUAA
This is a messenger RNA of Oryza sativa Japonica Group (Japanese rice), 2055 nucleotides long. RefSeq names its product probable clathrin assembly protein At4g32285. The record is from RefSeq and is a predicted model, not a curated record. Gene Ontology annotation, cellular component: clathrin-coated vesicle; clathrin-coated pit. Gene Ontology annotation, molecular function: 1-phosphatidylinositol binding; clathrin heavy chain binding; SNARE binding. NCBI's taxonomy places the organism in Eukaryota, Viridiplantae, Streptophyta, Magnoliopsida, Poales, Poaceae. Gene Ontology annotation, biological process: clathrin-dependent endocytosis; clathrin coat assembly; vesicle budding from membrane.